UGUGUUUCCUUAUCGUACAGCGUAUUACAUUUUUAUUUUUUCUUGCCGGUAGAAAGCAUUUUCUAGCUUAAUAUAUCAUAAAUAAUUACUUCGUAAACACGCCAAUUAAUAAUGAAAAAUAAUAUCUUUACGUUCAUUUCACGAAUAAUUAAAAAACGAGGUUAAGACCAUUCAAAACAUGAAAAAGGUGUUCAUGGUAUAGUGUUAUAAAAUUCUUGCAGAUUUUUACAAUUAUUAAUCAAACGAAAAUGUCCAUGAGUCUGAGAUGCUCUCUUGGGAGAGCAAAAGCAUCGUUGUCCAUUCAAGCGCGAGUGAUAUUUAAAUAUUAUUCGUCUCAACGUGAAAAGCCAGCCGAGAAACGCUAUACUAACACUGUUUUACUACCAAAAACAAGUUUUCCAGCCAAGAUUCUUGGCAAAAAACGCGUGGAAAUGGAUCAAUAUUUACUUGAUAAAUGUCGCUUUGCUGAUUUAUACAAUUGGCAGAGGGAAAAUUUGGAGGGUCCUGAUUUUGUUCUGCAUGAUGGUCCACCUUAUGCAAACGGAGAUCCUCACAUGGGACAUACAAUUAAUAAAGUUUUAAAAGAUAUAACUACAAGGAGUAAAGUAAUUAGAGGUCAACGAGUUCAUUAUAUUCCUGGUUGGGAUUGUCAUGGUUUACCAAUUGAGCUUAAAGCUCUAACUGAUGCUAAGAAAAAAGUAUUAAAUUUAACACCUUUACAGAUUAGAGGACAAGCUCGUAAAUUUGCUGAAGAAGCUGUUGCUAAACAAAGGCAAGUUUUUGCAUCUUGGGGUAUUAUGGCAAAUUGGAAAGAAAAGGGUUGCUAUUUUACAAACAAUACUUCUUAUAUAAUCAAUCAGUUGCAACAAUUUUUCCAACUGUACGAAAAAAAACUUGUGUACAGAGAUUUCAAACCUGUCUAUUGGUCUCCUUCUUCAAGAACUGCUUUAGCUGAAGCUGAAUUGGAAUACAAAAGUGAUCAUCAAAGCAAGUGUGCAACUAUCCGAUUAGUUUUAGUAGAAUUACCUCCAAAACUUGCAGCUUAUGAGGGAAAGUCAGUGUUUGGAUUAGCAUGGACAACAACUCCUUGGACAUUGGUUGCCAAUCAAGCUUUAGCAUACGCAUCAGAGGCAAAUUACUGUUUAGCAGAAGAUUCUCAAGGAAACUUAUAUAUAAUUGCAGUUGAUCUGCUCGAUAAAAUUAUUGAAAAAAUUGGUGAACUUAAGGUUGUUACAACUUUUGUUGGAAGUGACUUGAAGGGUGCCAAAUAUUCUCAUCCUAUAACUGGCACAACUCUACCUUUUCUGCCUGGAAGCCAUGUGAAUACUGAACAAGGCACGGGUUUGGUACACACAGCACCUGCACAUGGACAAGAAGACUUUUUACUAGCUUUAGAAAAUAAUAUAUCUGUGAUAUCACUAGUUGAUGAAGCAGGUACAUAUACUUCGGAUGCUGGUUUGGAGUUUGAAAGCUUGCAAGUAUUAGAUCAAGGUACUGAAGCUGUUUUAAAUCGAAUAAAUGGCAAUAUUUUGCACACAGAGGUGAUAACUCAUAGUUAUCCUUAUGACUGGAGAACUAAAAAACCAGUGAUUCUGCGAGCCAGUAACCAGUGGUUCAUUGAUACAAAUUCAUUAAAAGAAAAAGCAACCAAAUGUGCAGAAAAUGUAAAUAUUUAUCCACAACAACAGAGAACAGCUUGGCGUAAUGCUUUGCUAUCACAAUUAAAGCAGAGACCAUAUUGGUGUAUAUCUCGUCAAAGAGUUUGGGGUACUCCUAUUCCUGUUUUAUACUAUAAGAAUACUGGGAAAAUUUUUAUUACAAAGGACUGGAUUGACAGAAUAUGUAAACUAGUUGAAAAAUAUGGUGACGAUUUCUGGUGGGAUUUACCUGUUAAAAAGCUCAUUGGAAAAAAAUUACUGGCUGAAUUGAAUGUCAGUGAUACAGACCUAGAAAAAGGACAGGAUAUUUUAGAUAUUUGGUUUGACAGUGGUAUCUCCUGGUCAUUUGUAUUGCCCGAUAAGAAAGCAAACCUUUAUAUGGAGGGAAUGGAUCAAUUCACUGGUUGGUUUCAAUCGUCUCUCCUUACAUCUAUUGCUUUGCAAAAUUGUGCUCCUUACCAAGAUUUGUUCGUGCAUGGGUUUGCUGUUGACGAGAAGGGCAACAAAAUGUCAAAAUCUGUGGGUAAUGUCGUCAAUCCAGAAGAGAUAACCAAAGGCGGUAAAGAUAUGAACAAAAAUCCAGCUUAUGGAGUGGAUGUAUUACGAUGGUGGGUAGCAAGUCACGGAACCCAACACGCUCUCGUUCCAAUGAAAACCACUUUACUACAAGGCAGUGCAGAAACAAUCAACAAACUUCGAAAUGUUUUUCGUUUCCUACUUGGUGCUCUGCACACUUAUGAUGACAAGAAAAAUAUAAAUGUCGAGCCUCAGUAUCAAUUUUUGGAUAGAUACAUGUUGCAUCAGCUGUAUCAAUAUUCUCAACAGAUUCAAUUGCUGUACGACAAAUACGAAUACCACAAUGUCAGCAAAAUGAUAGUCAGUUUUAUUACGAACGACGUAUCGGCUAUUUAUUGUCACAUGAUCAAAGAUCGGCUGUACUGCGAAAAAAUUGAUUCACCUUAUAGAUUAGGUGCUCUUGAUGUAACUGGCGAAGUUUUAGCUGUUACUGUCAGGUCUGCCGCUCCUAUUCUACCUCACUUGACUGAAGAAGUAUGGCUCCAUCAUCCUGAAAAUCUUGCAUCAGUUCCACUAUUUCAUUCGAAGCAUAAGUUACUUGAAAGCUGGAAUAAACCGGAGGUAAAAGAAACAGUGGAGAAAGCUUUGCAUGUAAAAAGUAUCAUCAACAAAUUAACGUCUGAGAACUCGUGGCUAUCAAGAGCUAUUAUCAGAGCUAAUUCCAAGGAUUUUGAACUUUUAUCGUUACUACAACCAAACGAAACAUCCGCAACAUCAGAACUCUGUGAUAUUUGUCAAGUUUCGUCAAUAACUCUUGUAAAGGAUGACACGUGUAACGAAUUGAAUGUCAGUUUAGAAACUGUAAAUCAACCACUUUGUAAAAGAUGUAGGAGAUAUUUAGAGCCUGCAGACGGUGAACUUUGCGAUCGCUGUGCUGAAAUACUGAACAUCGAAUAACUUUUUUUGUA
This is a messenger RNA of Phymastichus coffea, 3142 nucleotides long. It is a transcript of the gene IleRS-m, whose product is annotated as isoleucine--tRNA ligase, mitochondrial. Gene Ontology annotation, biological process: isoleucyl-tRNA aminoacylation. Lineage: Eukaryota; Metazoa; Arthropoda; Insecta; Hymenoptera; Eulophidae. Bases 249 to 3131 code for a protein of 960 amino acids. The record is from RefSeq and is a predicted model, not a curated record. Gene Ontology annotation, molecular function: tRNA binding; ATP binding; isoleucine-tRNA ligase activity. Gene Ontology annotation, cellular component: cytosol. The transcript has 15 exons.